GGAAACGAGUCAAACGGUGACUGCGCAUGUCAGUUAUAAUGAUACUCAACCAAUGUAUUAUUUGGUGAACUCAAAGAUGUCUGACGUGUACAAACUCCUGUGGUCAGUCUGUGUACUGAUGAACGGUUUUCUGCAAACAUCGGCAGACUUCAAGGCGGAGAGGAAGAAAGUUUCUCACGCCUGUAGCAGCUCUCUAGACGCGUGUGUUGCACCCACGGGGAGUCAUAAACCUUCCAGCGACGCUAGCUGGUGCUCUCUGUUGGAGGCAACUAAAGAUGGCGUCAGCGCCUACCAGUGUGUUAUAAGGAUCGGACUUUGUACAGACGAGGAGUUUGUGGCUCUCAAAAAUGGAGCUUGUGGUCAGACGGCUACUGCCCAGCACACGUCCAGCGAGCUAAAGAAGUCUCUGUACGACGUUGUGAAGUCGCUAAACGACGACUGCUCAGGUAAAUUAGUCAUGUGUAUCUUUGGGUCCAGCCUGGCCACAGUUUUCAAACAACAGGAGCAGUACUGUAAGCUGAUCAACCUGGACGGUGCAGCCUGCUUCAACAUGGCCUGCACAAAGUCUGAAAUCUCCAACCUGAAUACAACCGCGUGCAAGACAACCCAAUCCCAACCAUUUUCCGACGCCAUCGUGGCAACCUCACAAAAAUGCCACCGCGGGUUGGACAAAUGUCUGAGUACUGUGUCUCAUGCUACAGUUAUGAUCAGGGGCGAGAAGUACUGUGACGUGAUGGGGUUGUCCGAGAAAUACACCACCCACGACUGUAUGCUGGAGCUGGGCUGUACGGAGCUGGAGUUCACGGCCGUCAAGUCUGCAGCCUGCGGCGGGUCUCCUGCUCAACCAGCGCACGUGUCCGCGACUUGCACGACGACAAAACACACGUGCGCUAGAAUGGCCAGUAGUUUGGUGCCCUCUAACGACGCCGGCUGGUGUCGUCUGUUCGGCUCGUCCAUUAACGGCACCAACUCCUACCAGUGUAUGGUCAACAUUGGACUUUGCACAGAGGAAGAGUUUGUGUCAAUGACAAACCAAGCUUGCGGUCAGUCGAUUGCGGUCCAGCACCCGUCUAGCGCUUUGAAAACGUCUCUGUAUACAGCCAUCUACUCAACCAGCGACGACUGUCGUGGGAGGUUGUUGUCGUGUAUAUUGGACUCCGGCGUGGCCACCAUUUUCAAAGUAAACGAACAGUACUGCAAGCUGGUGAACAUGGACAAGGCCAAGUGUCUGAAGGCGGCUUGCACCAAGGAGGAAAUCACCAGCCUCAACACCACGGCAUGCGCGACAACCCAGUCGCAACCAUUUUCUGACGUCAUCGCCGCUGCGUCACACAAAUGUCAAUCCGGUGUUGACUCCUGCGUCACCAGCCGGUCGCACCCGUUGACCUUGAUCCGCACGCAGAAGUACUGUGAGUUCAUGAAUCUCUUCGAGAAGUACUCAACUCACGACUGCUGGAUCGAGUUCGGCUGUACCGAGUCGGAGUUUGUGCGCGCCAAAACCGCAGCCUGCAGUGGUUCUCACGUUCUGCCCUCUCUGAUCGUGCUAGCACUUGCUGCACUGCAUCUGCUGCUCUAGCUGCGUGUAUAGCUGCGUAUAUAGCUAAAUAGUCCACUCAAUUGCUUCGGUUUUAUUUAAUCCCUUUAAAAAUUGAAGCAAUGACAAAAUCGUUUUAGUAUUAUGAGCUGAAAUUUUACAACCAUUAUUUUACUAACAAAACCAUUUUGAAAUAGCAGUUACAUAUUAACGACAUUUUCAGCCCACAAAAAAAAAAUAUUUUAGCUUUAGUAAUAUUGAAAACCAGUGACUGGAAAAAGGUCACAAAAACGGUUUUGGAAGAAAACAAAAAGUAAUUUUAAAUAUUUUUCCUGAUUUAUACAAGUAUACUUUUAAUUGUUUGUUAUUUUGUUUGCGAUUUUUUUCAAAUAAAAAUUGAAAUGUGAAA
Molecule: messenger RNA, 1943 nt
Organism: Physella acuta
Lineage: Eukaryota; Metazoa; Mollusca; Gastropoda; Physidae
Source: RefSeq, a predicted model, not a curated record